Cyprinus carpio (common carp) is the source of this 332-nucleotide messenger RNA. RefSeq names its product proteinase-activated receptor 1-like. Gene Ontology annotation, biological process: positive regulation of blood coagulation; positive regulation of Rho protein signal transduction; phospholipase C-activating G protein-coupled receptor signaling pathway. The record is from RefSeq and is a predicted model, not a curated record. Gene Ontology annotation, molecular function: thrombin-activated receptor activity. NCBI's taxonomy places the organism in Eukaryota, Metazoa, Chordata, Actinopteri, Cypriniformes, Cyprinidae. The transcript has a single exon. Gene Ontology annotation, cellular component: membrane. Bases 41 to 295 code for a protein of 84 amino acids.
ACAGGAUCAUUUCAUUAACGGCUUGAUUGUCACACGUGUCAUGCCCUCGAUCUACAUCUUCAUCAUCCUCGUUAGUCUGCCCCUGAACGGUUUGGCCAUGGUGACGUUCACCUGUAGGAUUCGAGAGAAGAAACCAGCUGUGAUCUACAUGUCUCAUCUGGCGUGUGUGGACCUGCUCUUUAUCCUGCUGCUGCCUCUGAAGAUCCACUACGAGCUGAAUGCUUCAAACUGGGUGUUCGGUGAGGCGGCCUGUCGUUUGCUCAGUGCAGCUCACUACGGCAACAUGUACUGCUGAUGAUGUGCAUGAGUGUGGACAGGCUGCUGGUCAUGGU